Entamoeba invadens IP1 is the source of this 912-nucleotide messenger RNA. RefSeq lists its product as hypothetical. The record is from RefSeq and is a predicted model, not a curated record. The transcript has a single exon. Bases 1 to 912 code for a protein of 303 amino acids. NCBI's taxonomy places the organism in Eukaryota, Evosea, Mastigamoebida, Endamoebidae.
AUGGGAGGAGUCGACCGAUACUCAAUGAUGAUCAUUGGAAAAUACUUCGAAAGCGUCAAAGAUUUCAAAGUUGUUAUGAUGGUUAGUCGAAAAUUCAAUUUGUUGAGCGAAAUGUACCACUUCAAUCCAGUACCUUUGACAUCACUAAAGGAAAACAAAUUGUUCCCAAACAUCGAGACUUACCAUCUCUACUCAAAGAGUGAUUUUGACUUGGAAUUUCCAAACAAGGUUAUUCAUUAUUUAAUGACUUACGAAGACGCAAUUGGUCUUCCACAGAACAUAGAGUGCACAAAUGUUGCGUUUAGUCGAGAAGAUGUCAAACUCUUUGGUGGUGAAAUACCAACUUCAAAAGAGGUGCAGUCGUUGUCAUCGUCAUGUUUUAAGUCAUCAACUGAACAGCGAUGUGUCGUUCCACAAAACAUUAAAGUGAUUGGAGACGAGUGUUUUUCACUCUCUGGUAAACUCCACGCAAUUUCACUGUCAAGCAAUAUAACUGUAAUACCACAGAGAUGCUUUUGGGGAUGUCGGAGACUUAGUGCGAUUGAAAAUUGUCGUCAAAUACUUGUUGUUAAGGAUGAAGCGUUUUCAGAGUGUAACUCUCUUCGCGAUAUUUCCAUUGAAAGUGUUGAAGCACUUGGUUAUCACUCCUUUUAUCAAUGCAAAAAAUUGACUUCUAUUUCUUUCGGAAGCACACUUUCUUCACUUGGGUGUGGCUGUUUCUGUGAGUGCAUUUCGCUUUCAGAAAUCACUUUACCACUUAAAGUUACUGUGUUACCAAAGUCUUGUUUCGCUGACUGUUCGAAUUUGCACACCAUCAACGGGAACAUCACAAAGUAUGGCAGUGGUGCUUUGUACAACACUCAAAUGAACCCAACUCCAUUACUUCGUCUUGCGUUUCGAAAGGCAUUUUGA